Molecule: messenger RNA, 3942 nt
Organism: Anolis sagrei ordinatus
Lineage: Eukaryota; Metazoa; Chordata; Lepidosauria; Squamata; Anolidae
Gene: MST1
Product: macrophage stimulating 1
Biological process (GO): proteolysis; regulation of receptor signaling pathway via JAK-STAT
Molecular function (GO): receptor tyrosine kinase binding; serine-type endopeptidase activity
Source: RefSeq, a predicted model, not a curated record
GAAAGGGGAAGGCACUUGAUCUGAGGCCAGUUUGAACUGCUGCAGAGCAAUUUCCUAACCUGACUUUGCAUUAUAUUGAUUUUUUAUGUUUGCUUGUUGGUGUUUUCAUGUUAACUGUAGUUACAGGAAAAGCCCAGUGAACUGGCAGAGGGAAGAUACGGGGGAAGAAAAGAGAGGUACCACAUUUUGGGUGAUUACCUGUAAUAGGUCAGGAGCAAUUGUAUCGCAUACACUCUGGAAUUCGCUCUGUCUCCUUUCUCCAUGGAAUUACUGAUGACACAUGAGAGUCCUUGGUAAAUAUUUGGUCAGCAGGAUCAGGGGGGCUCUGAGUGUUGCUUCCCGAUAGGAUAUUCCUGUGUGUACAACUCUGCUGAUAGCUUUGCCUCACCAAGCUGAGAAGGCCGGUUCUGUCGGAAAGAGUCAUGAAGUCCCCAGCUGCCCUGUUUCUCCUCAUGGGACUCUGGACCUUCAGUGCAGGCCAGCGUUCUCCGCUGAAUGGAUUCCAGAGGCUGAAAGCGACACAGUUGGUAUAUCUCUCCCACCAGAGAGAGGAACUGUCCAUGGGGGUAGAGGAGUGUGCCCGGCAAUGUGCCACUCUACUUGACUGCAGAGCCUUUCAUUACAACUGGCAAAGUAGUGGAUGCCAGCUGCUGCCUUUGACCCAGCAUUCACCGCAGACCCAGCUUCAGAGAAAUGUCCACUAUGACCUCUACCAGAAGAAAGGUUAUGUAAGGAAUUGCAUCAUGGGAGAUGGGAGAGAUUAUCGAGGGACCCAGUCGGUGACCGAAAAGGGAAAGACCUGUCAAGCGUGGCGGCUGAAGUUUCCUCAUGAUCAUCGGUUUCCUGUCUUACCACACAAUGGACUGGAAGAAAAUUACUGCAGGAAUCCAGAUCAAGAUAAGCGUGGUCCCUGGUGCUACACAACAGACCCUGCUGUCCGGCAUCAAAGCUGUGGCAUCAAGAAAUGUGAAAAUGCUGUGUGCAUGUCAUGCAAUGGUGAAGACUACCGGGGCUUUGUGGAUCAGACGGAGUCUGGCAUAGAGUGUCAGCGCUGGGAUCUGCAGCAUCCACAUAGGCACCCGUUCCUUCCAAACAAAUACCCUGAGAAAGACCUUGCUGACAAUUACUGCCGCAAUCCUGACAGUUCUGAGCGUCCUUGGUGUUACACCACAGACCCUGCCAAAGAGCGGGAAUAUUGCAGCAUUCGGAAGUGCACAGAGAAACACCGACAUCCAGCUACUACAACCAACUGCUUCAGGCUGAAAGGAGAAAACUACCGUGGCUCAGUGAAUGUCACUACUUCAGGCAUCCCCUGCCAACGCUGGGACUCACAGACACCCCACCGCCAUCAUUUCCUGCCUGAGAAAUAUGAGUGCAAGGACCUAAAGGAGAACUAUUGCCGCAACCCUGAUGGUUCAGAGGCCCCCUGGUGCUUCACCACCUUGCCCAACCUGAGGAUGGCCUUUUGCUUCCAGAUCAAACGCUGUGUUGAUGACGUGGAGGUGGAAGACUGUUAUCACGGAAACGGAGAGGAGUAUCAAGGCACUGUUAGUAAAACCCGAAAAGGAAUCACCUGUCAGAAGUGGAAAGACCAGUCGCCUCACAGACCCCAGGUCUUCCCUGUCAAGUUCCCUACUGUGCGUCUUGAAGAGAAUUAUUGCCGCAACCCUGACAAUGACAGCCAUGGGCCCUGGUGCUACACUAUGGACCGCAACACUCAGUUUGAUUACUGUGCCAUAAAACCAUGUGCUGGUGACAAGAAGCCAUCCAUCCUACAAAACACAGAGAACGUGGUCUUUGACCAGUGUGGCAGGAGGGAGGACCGGUCGGAGUCACGGGUUCGUAUUGUAGGAGGAACCCCUGGGAACUCACCUUGGACAGUCAGCAUCCGCAAUCGAGAAGGAGUCCAUUUCUGUGGAGGGUCACUGGUGAAGGAGCAGUGGGUCAUUAGCACACGUCAGUGCUUCUCCUCUUGUGACGCGGACUUAUCUGGUUAUGAAGUCUGGCUUGGAACCCUCUUUAAGAAUCCUGGUCCUAAUGACCCUGACAAACAGGCCAUUCCCAUCAAUAAGAUUGUUUGCGGUCCUUCUGAAUCUCUUCUGGUGAUGCUGAAAUUGGAAAGGCCAGCAAUUCUGAAUCAAAGGGUGGCACUCAUCUGCCUCCCACCUGAGCGCUACAUUGUGCCUGCAAACACACAGUGUGAGAUUGCAGGAUGGGGUGACACCCAAGGUACCGGUAACCCAAAUGUCCUCAAUGUGGCAAAGUUGCCGAUCAUGAGCAACCAUGAAUGCAAGAUACUUCUCCGAGGUCGCCUGAAGGAGAGCGAGUUGUGUACAGCAGCCCUGCGUAUAAGUGUGGGGGCCUGUGAGGGUGACUUUGGGGGCCCUUUAGCCUGCCUGACCCAUGACUGCUGGGUGUUGGAAGGAGUGAUCACCCCAUCUCGGGUAUGUGCUAGCAAGGACCGGCCUUCCACCUUCAUCCGUGUCUCCCUUUAUGUUGACUGGAUCAACAAGGUGAUGAAGCUGAGCUGAGCUUGCUGUUCAUCCUGAAGUCCUGCAUUCUCCUGCUUUUCUUAGUUUCACCCAAGAAUGGCCUUGUUCUACUGUGUCUCAAAGGACCAUCUGUCCUUACAAUCCUCCAGGAAGGAUCCAUGUUACCAAAGGAGAAGACAUUUUUGAACUCUAAGGGUAUUUGUGCAUAUUGGAACAGGCCAAAGAACAUGGGAAGCAAACAUAACCAGUAUUCAUUUCUCUCUUACUCCUACAGGGAAUAGCUUUUCUUAUGGUAAUAGAGAGACAAGCAUAGUACAGUACAAUGCAUUAUAAUAUUCAUUUUAUUUUAAUGUAUUAGAUUUGAAACUAUUUCAGGGUCAUUUCUUUGUUACUUUACUAGUAUAAAGUGGUUUGAACAUGGUGAAAUAAGUGGUAAGAGCAUAUAUAUUAUUUGCCUUUCAGCAUCAAGUCCAUUAAAAUGCAGGUUGAAUGCUCCUUAUCCAAAAUGUUUGGAGCAGAAGUAUUCUGUAUUUUGAUUUUUUUUCAGAUUUUGGAAUACUUGCAUAUACAUCAUGAGAUACCUGAAGAGGGAACCCAAGUCUAAACACAAAAUUGAUUUAUCUUUCACAUAUACCUUAUUUGCAUAGCCCAAAGGUAUACACAGUAUUUAAAAAUAAUUCUGUCUGUGAUACAAAUUUUGCAUACACUGAAACAUCAGAAAGUAAAGGUUUCACUUUCUUGGCUGCCCAUGUGUACGAUAUCAGAUUUUGGCUAAAAUAACCAUAUGAUUGCCAUCUGAAUAGCUCUAUGCUCAUUAUGCUUAUAAUGGAUGCUGCAAUGAAUAUGUUACAAUGACCAAGGAAAAUGAUUAUCUUAUACGGAUGCCUGUGUGUUUUCACCACAGAUUAAAUAUGGAUCAGGAUAUACCAAAUGUUAGCUAACAAAGCAAUAUAAAGCAUCUCAGUGUACAUUUGCUAGGAUGAGUAUGAAAAGAAAUCUACAGAUGAAGUGUUCCUUAUAAAAUGCAAAUCUUUACAGAUUAUGUUAAAACACUGUUAAUUAUGUUAAUUUUAACAUGUGUAUGUGUAUAUGAAACGAAGAAGAGAAGAUUUCCAGUGGCUAUGCAUUUUGUGUGCAUGUAUGUGUCUGUGUGCGCACAUGUGCUUCCAAGUUAUCUGUCAACUGACAGUGGCCCCAUGGUUUUCAUAAAGUUUUCUUAGCUAAGGAAAGCUGGUGCCUUACCAAGGAGUCAAACUGCAUCAAUUCAACAGUUUAGAAACAUCCUUACAUUUGUAUAACUAUUUAUGUAAGCAUAAGGUCUUUUUCAAGUGUCAAAGAGCCAUCCAAUAUUUCUGUGGCCAAACACUGCUCCACCCUGAUUUAGUAAAUUGUACCCUUUCACUGAACAGAAGAAUUGAAUGUUUUGACAGUAUUAAAAGUUUCUUCUACA